AUAUAAUCCACGGUCACUCAUCCAUCUCACAUUCUAAUCGCCAAAUGAAAAUGGUCCACUUUAAAGAACAACAACAUAAAGUAGAAGAGGGAGGAGGAGGAGGAGAAUUGGAGGAGGAGGAGAGAAGCAAGUUUUGCAUUAACGACAAUGUGGACAUUGUUAUAGAGAUCUUGAAGAAGCUCGACGCCCCAUCCCUGGGCGUGGCCGCCUGCGUCUGCACACUCUGGUCCGCCGUUUCUCGCACCCAGUCUAUUUGGGAGAACCUCUGCUUCCGAGGCCAAGCGCCGCGCCCGUCCGACCGGGUAAGCACGGUCGUCUCUGCCCUCGGCGGCUACCGGAGCCUCUACAUGGCCUGCGUCCGCCCCGUGCGGCUGUCGUCGCGGUCAGGCGACUCGGACUCCGGCAUCGUGAGCCGGCACGAGGUGCAGCUGUCUCUUUCGUUGUUCUGCGUGGAUUAUUUCGAGAGAAUGUUGCUCGGCGGCGACGGCCGCGACUCGCCUGCUUCGCCACCGCCGCCGUCGCUCUGUUUCCUUCGCAAAACGGUCAAUGUGUAACGUGACUCUACAGUGGGAACACGUCAUACGGCGUCGUAUUAUUAGUCUCACAUUUUUUUGUUUUUAUCCUUCGUAAAGUAAUUUGAGAUUCAAAUCUCAACUAUGCAUUAUUUGUUCCAUUACAUUCCUCUAAUUCUCGAAAUCAUGUUUUGCCAUAAAACAAUUAUUUAAGGAAUUACUACUAUUUAGCAUGUCCAGACUAAAAUCUACACCAUAAUAAUUAAGUAAUCCAUUAUGUAAUUUAGUGUAAGUAAUUCUUUUUUAUUCAUUGAAAAGGAAUUACUCCAUAUCUGCAUUUAAAAUAUCUUAGAGCCUUUUUAGUAGUACAUAUUUUCUCUUUGUAAGUUUUAUAAUCAAAAUUCUAUCGAAUAAAUAUUCCCUCAAUAUUUUAAGUUGCAACGGUCCGAUUUUCGCAUUUUCC
Molecule: messenger RNA, 975 nt
Organism: Cuscuta europaea
Lineage: Eukaryota; Viridiplantae; Streptophyta; Magnoliopsida; Solanales; Convolvulaceae
Source: the annotation of a GenBank genome assembly